GUCUAUGCGCCGGAAGCUGUAGUUCCUGCCCCAGAGCGUGGUCACGGCGCCGGGUCCCAGCCGGCUUUCGGGAAGUUAGACCUACAGAGGCGUUGUCAGACGGCUGGGGCACCUGACCUCUGCCGGCCCCAACGACCCCAUGGCAGUGUUUCACGACGAGGUGGAGAUCGAGGACUUCCAAUAUGACGAGGACUCCGAAACGUAUUUCUACCCCUGUCCGUGUGGGGAUAACUUUUCUAUCACCAAGGAAGAUUUGGAGAAUGGGGAAGACGUGGCAACGUGUCCUAGCUGCUCUCUCAUUAUAAAAGUGAUUUAUGACAAAGAUCAAUUUAUGUGUGGAGAAACAGUCCCGGCCCCUUCAUCCAACAAAGAAUUAGUUAAAUGCUGAAGAAACCUUCAGGAAUCCACAUCCUGAA
Messenger RNA from Urocitellus parryii (Arctic ground squirrel), 416 nucleotides. RefSeq names its product diphthamide biosynthesis 3 (gene Dph3). The record is from RefSeq and is a predicted model, not a curated record. Gene Ontology annotation, biological process: protein histidyl modification to diphthamide. Gene Ontology annotation, molecular function: metal ion binding. NCBI's taxonomy places the organism in Eukaryota, Metazoa, Chordata, Mammalia, Rodentia, Sciuridae.